Molecule: messenger RNA, 312 nt
Organism: Trypanosoma rangeli
Lineage: Eukaryota; Euglenozoa; Kinetoplastea; Trypanosomatida; Trypanosomatidae
Exons: 1
Coding region: 1-312 (103 amino acids)
Molecular function (GO): protein binding
Source: RefSeq, a predicted model, not a curated record
AUGUCUCGACGUGGCUUCCCGGUGCACCGCGAGCGUUCCCCCGAGAACGUGGAGGAGCGAAGCAGUCGUCCCAGGACGGAGAACCGAACGCCUGUCACUGAGCUCGGCGUCCCACCGUUGCAGAGUGUGGAUGAAAUCUCGGAAGAGGCGCUUUACGCCGCGAUUUGCCCCAGCGACGGGGAACCACUGCCCCCUGGAUGGGAAAAAGUUGUGUACCACGGCACUGUUGUUUAUCUCGACCAUGUGGCGCGUGAGGCGCAUGAAGUACGGCCAUGGGAGGUGUGGCAGCGGCGCUCAGAGGCGGCGCGCUAG